CCCAGUCCCUGCGAGGCGUCAAAGGAAGUGAUGCGUGACGUAUCUCCUCCUCCAGCGCGACACGCCCAGCUCAGGAAAGCGCCUUUUUAACGUCCUGGGAUCGAUUAAGAUAUGACAUCUUUAAGUGGAAAAUCUGAUAAGGAGAUCAGUCAGCUGCUGGAUGAAUAUGGCAUUAAACAUGGACCCAUAGUAGAAUCCACACGGAAGCUCUAUGAAAAGAAACUGAUUGAAGCCAUGACCAAAAAAGCUAAGCCUUCCCCGUCUGACAAGACAUACUACCGAGAAGAACAGGAGGAAGUGGAAUAUAUUACCUAUCAGCCCCCACAACUGAGCAUGUAUGAUGGAUCUGGUGAUGUCACAAGGAGGUCAAAGGUCAUCGGUGGCAAUUUUGCCCAUGACAUACCGAGGUCUAAGCUGACUGAUUACAGAGAUGGAGACCUAGGCUAUAACAAUGAGCCCAUGAUCAGCCCAGCUCGCUCGUCCUAUCAGAGCUCUUCUCGGCCCGGUCCGUCAGUCUCCGCAUCCAUGCAGCGUGGUCCGUCCAGUCCAGAGAGCAGCAGAUCUGGAGGGGUCCCGGGCUGGCUUCGUGUCCUGGUGUUUCUUAUCAUUGCUGUGUUUCUUUAUUACGUGUACACGUGUAUGGAGCCUGCAGAGGAGACCCCCUUUAAAAGCAUUAAGUAGAGGAAUAGUGAGAUGUUUUAAAUAUGUUCAUCAGCCCCAAACUAAACUGAUUCAGUACAAAACAACAAAAUAUAGCCAGGAUUAAGAGCAAAUAAUAUUCUGUUUGAGUACAGAUUGUGAGGUUUAGUACCAUUUGUCGUACAUCCAUAAACUUGUGCAUAAUGUGUAAAGUUUUUUCCAAAUACUUUGUGGAUUUUUAACCGAUACAGGAAGACUAUCUAUAUUAAGAAAUUUCAGAUUUUUUUUUUAUCAUUGGGGCAUUCAAGUGUCUUCAUAAACUUAUUUUCUCAUGAAUUGUAUGUCAAAUCCUUUUGCUGUGGCCGUGUAUUUAGGGCUUGUGUUCAUGUGGUAUUCUGUAGCACGCUAUUUGUCUUCAGUGUUUUUUAAAUAAAUUCUAAGGUUCUGAAUUUAAAACUGAAGAGAUGUAGGCAAUAAAGUGCUAGUUUUUGAAUAAUAGUUACAGUUAAAGGCCACUGUUAGUUACAAUGCAACAACCCCUUCUGCCAAGACUAGAUUCACAGUAUAAUAAGCUUUAAGUGCCUUAUUACUAUUAUGGUAAAUUAUUAAGGGUAUAAAUUGUAUACAUUUUUUAUUAAAUAAACUCAUUAAUUUCUUCCUGCUGCUUGUCACUGACAGAUAAACACUACCAAAAUGCAUUUUAUAUAUAUUAUAUAUAUAUAUAUAGUAUUAUAAUAUAGUGUUGCCAAAAUGGUUUUGUUUUUGUUGACAACCUAAGCCACACAUUUUGCAAAGUGAUUGAACAUACAAAAAAUGUUCAAACACUUCUUAAAUUCCCAAUGUUUUUUUUUUUUUUUCAUGUAUUUAUCGACUAUUAAAUCCUUUGACCAAAAAAGAAACAAAGUUUGCUUUAAUAAAGUUUCCAGCAGCAUACGUAAAGACUUCUGGUAUUGUUAAAAGGCUCUAGGAGAGAGACAGCAGAUGUCUGGGAGUAAGUGCUGUCAAAACAACUAAUCACAAUCAAAAUAAAGGUUUUUGUUUACAUAAUA
This is a messenger RNA of Carassius gibelio (silver crucian carp), 1688 nucleotides long. RefSeq names its product emerin (gene emd). The transcript has 8 exons. Bases 112 to 681 code for a protein of 189 amino acids. NCBI's taxonomy places the organism in Eukaryota, Metazoa, Chordata, Actinopteri, Cypriniformes, Cyprinidae. The record is from RefSeq and is a predicted model, not a curated record.